CCUACGUUGUCCAUCGAAUUUCCACGUACACAAACCAACACAAACCUGACCGUUGUCACCACCCACACAAAUCUGACCAUCAUUAUCCAACAACACAAACCGUCUGUGAAAAAACUUCACAACAGCCUUCAAACACCAGCUCCCUUGAUCUGAACACUCACAUUCCGCGAUCCUCUCCACAUUCACAAUGCCUCCCAAGACAACCGUCAGCCCCGAUGCCUUCCUAGCCGCGUGCAUCAAACAUGCCAAAGAAAAGGUCGUGGUUAACUUCGAUGCCCUUGCCCAAGAAGUGGGAAUGAGCUCUGGUGGAGCAGCCAACAAAUAUCGCCUCAUGAUGAAACAGCUGGAGGAACAGGGUGCUGCUUGGGCUUCCAACAAGGAUGUCGAUGGCUCUGAUGCUUCUCCUUCAGCUAAGCCUAAGCCUGCUAGGAAGCGAAAGGCGGCUCCUGCCACUGCUGCUGUCAAGGAAAACGGCAGUGAUGACGAGAAAGCUGCCACCAGCGGUUCAGAGGACACCAAAGCUCCAAAGAAGAAGGCCAAGACUACCACCAACGCCGCUGCCACUGCUCCAAAGAAGGCUAGGAAAGAGGCCGUUCCAAAGACAGAGCCAACGACAGAGCCAAAGCCCGAGCCAGAGGCCGUCAAGAACGAGUCGCCGUCCGAAGAUCUGUCUCACUCUUCCGAGGUUGAGGCCAAGGACCAGAGUGACUUUGUUCCCAAGGAGGAAUGAAUGCCUCGACUGGAGGUGCAAGGUCAAUCCCGAGAUCGAUAAUCGUGGUUUACGAGAACGAGACUUGGAGUUUAGCUAUCCAAGCUGAGUUGAAGCUACGGCGAGAGCUUUCAACAUGUGCACGCUACGAGUUGGACACUGGCAAUCAGAGAGCGCUUGACAUAUGACAACGAAUUCUCGCGAUCGAUGCGGUGGUAUUCCAGGUAGCAUCCUUUAGAAACGCAAAUCGGCCUCCAUGACAGGAUCUUAAUCUGUCUUCCUACGGCCCUCGU
This is a messenger RNA of Exophiala mesophila, 1002 nucleotides long. RefSeq lists its product as uncharacterized. The coding region runs from base 188 to 730 and encodes 180 amino acids. The record is from RefSeq and is a predicted model, not a curated record. The transcript has 3 exons. Lineage: Eukaryota; Fungi; Ascomycota; Eurotiomycetes; Chaetothyriales; Herpotrichiellaceae.